CCUAUUUAGAAAAGCGUUAAUUCUCCCGAAAAACAAGGACGUAAUAGCCAAAGACCCCUUAACAAAUAUAAAGUAGCUUAUUCCGCAAGAAACUUGACGCUCUUCUCCAUUAACCUCUCUCUAGUCUCUGAAACUGCAACACGUUCUUGAUCUGGAGAUUGUUCCAAGUGUUAGAGUUUUCUCCUUCCUCUCUCGUGAUUCCUCUAACUCUCUCUCUCUCUCUCUCUGAUGGCGGACAAGAAAGAUUUAGACCCAAAUCCUCAUCUCGAAGAUCCAUUAAAGAGGAUAGCAAUAGCGCACGAGUCGGAGUCUGAGCCCGAGUUCAAGAGACAGAAACUCGAAGAGUGGAAGAUUGAUCACGAAACUCACGUCUCUGUUGCUGAAAAGAUUGAUAACUCUGAAAAUAAUGCAACUCCGAGUCUAAACUCUGUUGUUGGAAAACGGAUCCGUGCAACAAGAUCGCCUGAUGAAGAUGAUCUCCCAAGUAACAAGAAAACGAAACUCGACCAACCCCAUGAACAGGCUUGCGAAGAUGUUCUCAACGCCUUUAACGCAGAGUCUCCAACACUAUCCAGCUCAAGGGCUUUGAUUAUGAAAGACCUGCUUAACGAAUGCAACGGCCCCCACAAAGCUCCCAUCAGUGCCAAGAUUGAUGAUAAAGUCAAAACUGAUCUUCCACCGUUCAUCAAAACUUUUAACACCUUAAAGAGGUUUUAUCCUGCCGGCUGCAGGUUUCGUCCAUCAGAUGAUAUGAUGGCAAACUAUUAUCUGAAGAACAAAGUUCUAGGACAGCCAAUGAACGCGCGUAUCAUACCUGAAGAAUGUCACCACAUCUUCUCAAUACCUCCUCGUGAUUUGCCUGGCUAUCCAAGAGAAACAGAAUGGCAUUGCUAUUGCAGGAAACCUAACGGCCAAGACACUCAAAGUCUCUGGACACGAGUGGGUGAAGAUACUACUGUGUUUGAUCCACUGGGAAACAGUGUUGGUAUCAAACGUACAUAUGCUCUCACUGAGCAGGAAGAAGAAUCUGAUGACAUUUCUUUGCCUGGCGAGUUAGAACCUCCAAGGCAAGAAUGGUUCAUCGAAGAAAUUAGUCUCCCAUCGUCUGUUGCUGAUACUGACUUGGUUUUGUGCCAUGUCAUUCUCAACAAGAUUGAGAAAGAAGAAGCAUAUGAAGAGGAAGAAGAUGAUGAUGAUGAUGAUGAUGGUGAAGAGGAAGAAUAAAUUGUUGAUUUGUUUCUCCUGACUUCUUAUCUGGAAAACGCUAAAUGAUUAUGCAGUGGUUCUGUUUUUAGGGACUAAGUGAUAUUAUCUUGUUUUUAGAUUGACAUCUCUAUAAUCUAGUGAAAGUGUGAAACGGUAGAUAAUGCUGUGAAGAGAUUUCUACAAUCAUUUUGAGACUUUU
Raphanus sativus (radish) is the source of this 1405-nucleotide messenger RNA. RefSeq lists its product as uncharacterized. The record is from RefSeq and is a predicted model, not a curated record. Gene Ontology annotation, biological process: regulation of DNA-templated transcription. NCBI's taxonomy places the organism in Eukaryota, Viridiplantae, Streptophyta, Magnoliopsida, Brassicales, Brassicaceae. Gene Ontology annotation, molecular function: DNA binding. The transcript has 6 exons. Bases 229 to 1224 code for a protein of 331 amino acids.